CUCAUUAGCAAAACAACAGUGCAUUAAUUUGUACACAGAUAUCGAUUGAAGUUACACUAACCCAAGACGUAAAGAGCCGAAACUAGGCAACAUAUCAACGAUAUACUAAUUGCUAGAUUUGUCAGGAAACAUUUAUUAAACCAAGCUUUAACUUACAGGUAAAAUGUGACACAUCAUUUGUUAGUGGAGACACGAAAUUUGAAACUUGAAAUAUCUUGCUUUGUAAAGACGACUUUAUGGAAAUUGUGAUUAAUUUUAACUGAGUGAUGUGCUAAGUAGAGACCUUAUGUUCCUUCAUCGACAGUUUGAAACGGAUUUUGAGUAAGCCAUUUCUAGGAACGAGGAUUUCUAAACAUUUUCCAGCGAAUUCUUCUUCGAUGAACUAUGAUCAAGUUGUAGAAGUGUAUCGGAACAUGUUUUCAAAUUUCUUAUUUUCAACAUGCGUCAGAUAAUUUAGAAGCGAGGAUUCAUUUAACUCUACAAAAGCACUGCAAGCAUUGAAAAUGUACGAGUUCAUGGAAAAUAGUACUUGUGGCUUUCGCGAGGUGCUGCUUUACCAGCCCAGCAGUACGGAAUAUGAAAACUUAAAAUCGUGGUACAUCGCAAAUUGUGUGUUCAACGCUUUCCUAACCAUUACCGCCAUUCUCUCUAACGGCAUCACAAUCCAAGCGCUACGAAGAACUUCCUCACUGCCACUACCCCUUAAAACAUUGCUUCUGAGUCUUGCUGUCUCUGAUUUCGGUGUUGGUUUACUUGGCGGGCCUUUUUACAUUGAGACACUCGUCAAGUGGUUGCAACGAGACAACUCGACUGGUGCUUUUUACACCGCGUUCCGCUUCACCUUGUAUCUAUUUUCUGCCGCUUCAUUUUUGGGAGUCAUGGCGCUAAGCGGUGACAGAUUCUUGGCUGUGCACCUGCAUCUCAGAUACCAGGAACUUGUGACUCACAAGCGAGUUGUUGCUGUGGUAAUCACAAUAUGGGUGGUCAAUGCAUUUCUUUCGUUACUUUACUUGUGGGUCCCCAAGAAUAUUUCUUACAUAGUGUUUGCCAUUUUUGGAGUAGUUUGCCUCAUAAUCUCAGCGAUGCUGUAUUUCCAGAUUUAUUUUGCUGUACGGCGCCAUAGAAAUCAAAUUCAAGCUCUGCAAGUGCAACAAGUAGCUCAAAAUGGCCAAAUAGAAAAUACUGCUAGGCUGAGAAAAUCUGCAGUUGGUACAUUUUAUGUGUAUCUUGUGUUUCUGCUUUGUUAUGUUCCGCAGAUCUGUAGUUUUGCUGUCGUUGCAAUCUGCAACUUAAGUGCCGGUGUGAAAGUUUUUUCGAUGUUUUCAAUCACCUUGUUAUUUCUGAAUUCGUCGUUAAACCCUGUUAUUUACUGCUGGAAGAUGAGACACGUUCGACGCGCUGUCAUGGACAUGCUGCGAAAUGUCCUUCCAAGCCACAGCUGAGUAAAGAAGUCAUAUUUGAGUUUGAGUCUGUUGCCCGUUUUCACUGGGCAAUAUUUUUCUUCGAAACUGGCUUUAAAAGCAUGAUCAUGAACGCAGAUGUUGUUAAACUUUGCCGUGCAUGCUUCCAAGAGGUUGAGGAUGGUAAUGUAUUUCUUAAUCCUAAAUUUAUAUUGACAAUAGUUAUUUGCUCAGACGCGCUACUUUCUAAUAACAUUAGCCUGCGUAACGGGUGGGACUCGCAAGCGAGAGAUUUUUGCUUGCGGACUCCGCGACUUUAUUUCUCGUAGGCUUUGCCCGCGGGAAAUUUUGCGCUUCGCGCCUUCCGCGCCGCCAAAAACGGAAGCACUCGGACGCGAAAUUCCGCCACCUACGCAGGCUAGAAUAAGAUUUGUUCUUAAAUGAAUAGAGGUGGUAAUAUAUUGUUCGUGGCUAGUCUUAAGUAGCGCUUUCGUUUUGUCCCCGCCAAGGUGCUAUUUAGAGACCUUUUUGCUCGGCAAACUCGUUGGGCAUCGCAUCCAAAGUCCCGUUCGCUAACAAAAUGAAGACAGCAAUCUCGCCUUAUAUCGCAUAAUGAUUCCUGACCGCACAGAUUCACGAGUGAAAAUUGACAAUGAAGUUGGCAGUUACUUGUGAUAAUGCGUUGUUCGUGGCUAGUCGUACGCAACACUUUCGUUUCGUCCCGGCCAAGGGACACUUCAGAGACCUUUGGGCGCGAUGCCCAGCGAGCAAGCAGAGGGGUCUCUGAAGGGUCCCUUGGCCGGACGAAACAAAAGCACUGCGUAAGACUAGCCACGAACAAUGUAUUAUCACAAGGAUCUGUCAACUUUAUCGACAAAUGUAGAUGUAUCAUGAAUUAACUCUCUAGUAAUGUUCUAAAAGAACCACAUUAUUAACAUUGUUUGAGAGCCGCAUGAUAAACAUUGCAUUAAACAUGUUGCAUCGCUGUGAUAGGAGAAUGUUGGUUUUGCUGUCUUAGAAAUUUAUAGCGCUUGCGAAACUGCCGGAGCCCAGAAACUUCUGUGAACUCAAGGAUUUGAUUAAAAAAAGCCCUUUCUAACUCGUUGUAUUUUAAUUUACAAAAGAAUAAUGUUAAAAGUCCAUCAACAUUCAUGCCAAUGGCUGGCAGGUGAUUUUCUUGUGCAAAAAUGCAUUUAACACAAUUUUCAAAUCAAGA
This is a messenger RNA of Orbicella faveolata, 2616 nucleotides long. Its product is annotated as octopamine receptor beta-1R-like. Lineage: Eukaryota; Metazoa; Cnidaria; Anthozoa; Scleractinia; Merulinidae. Gene Ontology annotation, cellular component: membrane. Gene Ontology annotation, biological process: G protein-coupled receptor signaling pathway. The record is from RefSeq and is a predicted model, not a curated record. Gene Ontology annotation, molecular function: G protein-coupled receptor activity.